CCCCCGCGAGCUGCGCACCGCCGGCCCGCUGACCCAGCGGCCCGCGCCCUUGUCCGCCCGACCCCGCGGCGGGCUCCAGGCGGCGGCAGCAUGAGCGGCGGCGGCGACGUGGUGUGCACCGGCUGGCUGAGGAAAUCGCCCCCCGAGAAGAAGUUGAGGCGCUAUGCCUGGAAGAAACGCUGGUUCAUCCUGCGGAGUGGCCGGAUGAGUGGUGACCCGGAUGUUCUGGAAUACUACAAGAAUGAUCACUCCAAGAAGCCCCUGCGGAUCAUCAACCUGAACUUCUGUGAGCAGGUGGACGCAGGCCUGACCUUCAACAAGAAGGAGCUGCAGGAUAGUUUUGUGUUUGACAUCAAGACCAGCGAGCGCACCUUCUACCUGGUGGCCGAGACAGAGGAGGACAUGAAUAAGUGGGUCCAGAGCAUCUGCCAGAUCUGUGGCUUCAAUCAGGCUGAGGAGAGCACAGACUCCCUGAGAAACAUUUCCUCAGCCAGUCACGGCCCCCGCUCUUCUCCAGCUGAGCUCAGCAGCUCCAAUCAGCACCUUCUCCGAGAACGAAAAUCCUCAGCCCCAUCGCACUCCAGCCAGCCAACCUUGUUCACAUUUGAACCCCCUGUGUCGAACCACAUGCAGCCCACCUUGUCCACCAGUGCACCUCAGGAGUAUCUCUACUUGCACCAGUGCAUAAGCCGGAGAGCAGAAAAUGCAAGGAGUGCCAGCUUCUCUCAGGGCACCAGGGCCUCGUUUCUCAUGAGGAGCGACACAGCCGUACAGAAACUUGCCCAGGGCAAUGGACACUGUGUCAACGGGGUCAGUGGUCAAGUCCACGGCUUCUAUAGCCUCCCCAAGCCGAGCCGGCACAAUACAGAAUUCAGAGACAGUACCUACGACCUGCCCCGGAGCCUGGCCUCCCAUGGCCACACCAAGGGCAGCCUCACAGGCUCUGAGACGGAUAACGAGGAUGUGUACACCUUCAAGACGCCCAGCAACACCCUGUGCCGGGAGUUUGGGGACCUCCUGGUAGAUAAUAUGGAUGUUCCAGCCACCCCACUCUCAGCUUACCAGAUCCCUAGGACAUUCACACUGGACAAGAACCACAAUGCCAUGGCCGUGGCCACUCCUGGGGACUCAGCCAUAGCUCCCCCACCCCGGCCCCCCAAGCCAAGUCAGGCAGAAACACCUCGAUGGGGCAGCCCUCAGCAGAGACCUCCAAUCAGUGAAAGUGGCAGAUCAGUCUCGGCCGCCGCCACCAUCCCCAGGCGCAAUACCCUCCCUGCAAUGGACAACAGCCGACUUCACCGAGCAUCUUCCUGUGAGUCCUACGAGUACCCCCAGCGUGGUGGAGAGAGUGCAGGCCGAUCUGCCGAGUCCAUGAGUGAUGCAGUCGGUUCUUUCCUGCCAGGGAAAACAGUUGUGGGCCGAUCGGAUAGCACCAAUUCCGAAGACAACUAUGUGCCCAUGAAUCCAGGUUCCUCCACCCUCCUGGCCAUGGAGCGAGCAAGUGAUAAUGCCCAGAGUGUCUACAUCCCCAUGAGCCCAGGUCCCCAUCACUUCGACCCGCUUGGCUACCCCUCUACCGCCCUUCCUGUGCACCGAGGCCCCAGCCGAGCAAGUGAGAUCCAGCCACCCCCUGUCAACCGCAACCUCAAACCUGACCGGAAAGCAAAGCCAACACCACUUGACCUGAGAAACAACACCGUCAUUGAUGAGCUCCCCUUCAAGUCACCUGUCACCAAAUCUUGGUCUCGGGCCAUCCACACCUUCAACUCCAGCUCCUCCCAGUACUGCCGCCCCAUCUCCACGCAGAGCAUCACCAGCACGGACUCGGGAGACAGCGAAGAGAACUAUGUCCCUAUGCAAAACCCCGUGUCUGCAUCUCCCAUUCCCAGCGGCACCAACAGCCCAGCCCCAAAGAAGAGCACCGGCAGCGUCGAUUAUCUGGCCCUGGACUUCCAGCCGAGCUCCCCAAGCCCCCACCGCAAGCCAUCCACAUCCUCCGUCACUUCGGAUGAGAAGGUGGACUACGUUCAAGUGGACAAGGAGAAGACCCAGGCCCUGCAGAACACCAUGCAGGAGUGGACAGAUGUGCGGCAGUCCUCAGAGCCUUCUAAGGGUGCCAAGCUGUGACUCAGGGGCCGCCCGGCACCCAGAGGGGCCAGGAGGCAGCGUCUCCAGAGCCGGCUCCUCCCCGUCUGUCUCCCCUGUCUCCUCUCCUGUUGCCCCAUCCCACCCACCCCCCUCCACUCUGCCACUCUGGCCUUCAAAGCACUUGACAUCAGGGACCCUGAACCCUUCCCCUGGGGGGUGAGGGCCUGAUUGAGGCACUUCCUCUGCCCACUCGGGGCCCACCUUUGAUUUUUAUCAGUAAUGGCCAUGCCUCUACCCACCUUAGUUAGAGCUAUUGCCAAAAAGCCUCCUUCAGCCUCUUCCUGCCCUUUAGACCUGAAUAUCUACCAGAUGUUUGGAGGGAGGGGCUGGGGCUCUGAGCCAGAUUCCACACCUCACACUCGGUCACAGCCCUCAGCCCUCUUCCCUCCCGCUCCUGGGCUACCUCUCCUUCAGUCUCGGAAGAAGCCAAGUUGCCUCACUGACCCAGGGAGCCAAGGACCAGCAGACCAAAGUGGACUUGGACUUCUUCAUCCCUGUCUGUCUUGGCAAGGGAGAGGCAAGGCCACCAAAAGAGGGAGGAGUCAAGAAGGAAGGUUAGAGGUGGUCUUGAGGGAUAAAGGAAUUAGGUCCCUAGAUGCAGAAGGGCAGUUGAUACCUGCAGGGUCCCCCACUCAGGCUAAGUGGCAGUGCAGCUGUUACCAGGGUGGGAGAGGCAGAAGGAUGAGGACAAAAGGAAGGGAAACUGAGGAUCAUGGGCAACCAAGAACAAGGAGAAGCAGGGCUCAGAGCCCAGGAGAUGGGGUGACAAGGACGCUGCGGGGUCGGGCCCCUGAAACUGUGGAGCUGCAAGCCCACUGCUGCUCUGCAACAGCAUGCAGUCUCUUCCCCAAGUCCCCACCCGCCUGAGUGCCGCACUGGAGAGGGCUGGACUGUGCUGGGCGAUGCAGCGUGCGGUCUGAGUGCCAGCACGGUGAGGGGAGGCUGGUGGGAAAGCAAUGCAGGGUGCAGGAUGUGGGAGGGAGGGAGUGUGGGGUGGACUGGAGGUGAGGCAGGGACCGAGGGGCAACGCUGGGACAGGAACGGGCUGGGCAGAGGCCCAGGGCAGUGCACGGACACUGCAGUGGCGACGGUGCAUAGGGAGUUUCUACAAGAUGGGGAGGCGCAGAGGUAACUGAUGGGAUGAGAGGCGGGGUGAAGGCCGUGGGGGGACAGUGUAGCAAGUGGGGAAAUACAUCCAGAGAACCUGGUGGAGGUCCCGAGGCAGUGCCAUGGAGAUGCAGGGUGGAGCAGAAAGUGAAGAAGUGGUGCAUCAUGUCAGGAGAGUGGUGUGCAUGGUGACAUGACACGAACUGGAUGGACAGUUCAUGAUAGGACUGGUGGAUGGCGGGGUAAAGCAGUGCAACGGGGAGAGCAGGGCAGAACGGAGCUAGAGGACACGUGAGAAGGGCCGGCAGCUACUGUGGUUUGGCUGGGCUUUGUGCCCGGUAUCAGGCCCAGAGUCUUUUCCCAGCUCUUCUCACCGUCUGUUGCUCCCUUGCAUCCCAGGUGCCUCACUGGACUCCAACCUGGCUACAGGGACAGGAGAGGCCAGGCCUCCCCUCUCACGGUUUGAAAGGCUAUCAGAUCAGCAUCGCCCUCCCCCAGCCCUGCCAGGGACAGAGGCAGGGCAGCGGCCCAGGCUCUUUCUCCUAAGCCAGGGAGGGAGGAUCUGAAGCUUUUAUGUUGACAGUUCUUGGCCAAAUUUUCAAGAGUUUCAGAGGCAACUGGGCAGACCAGAUGUUUCAUCCUACCCUGGAGUGAAUAGACUUUCUUCCUCAAAAAAAAUGACUUCCCACCAUGUGUAAUGGAGGUGUCUACUGCUCACCUUUCAGCUCCUGUGAGCACACGUGCACACACACAAAUGCACAUCUCACCUGCCCAAUGGCCUGACUAGUCUCUAAGAAGUCCCAUCCUGGGAGAAAUGCCGCUCUCCUCCUAGUAUUAGUUCAAAUCAACUCAACAAGCGUUUAUUAAUGGCUGCUGUGGCCAGGCUCUAUCUAGACUAGGCACUGAGGACACAGGAAUUAAUCAGACUUGGUCCCUGCACUUGAGAAGGUCACAAUUGAUGAGAAAACACGAGGGCACAAGACGUUGGUAAUGGCCGUGAGAGAGACUUAAAAUGCCGAUGGCCUGCAGAGGAAGCGAGGCCACUUCUCCGGGAGGUUGGUGCAGGGGCAGGGAUGGAGAGGGGUGCAGAUAGGGAGGGGGGCUUUAGGAAAAGGGGGGGGGGAUACCUGAGAUAGGACUUAGAGGAAGACGGGUCAGAUUUUUACAGGGAAGGAGGGCAGGGCCGAGGGGCAGUGGAGGAAGGAGGAAGAAGAGACUUGGAAAGCCUUGCACUUUGGGAACCAAAGACCUUUGGGAGCAUGCGUCCAGCCCCUUGGGAGCAGUGGGGCCCUGCCUCGGUGUCCCACAAGUGAGGCGGUAAUCGUGGCAGUGGCUGACACUGGGCGGGGUCUGCUGGUUCACUCUGCCCAGGCCUGACUUUGUCCCUUUAAGGCCUUCUACAAAGGGUCUCUAUGGCAGAGCUUUUCGUGUUCCCAGCCCCAGCAGCCUCCCUAUUGGCCCCAGGGUGCCCCAAUAAUGUCAGCAUUUUCUGUGUGCGCCAUGAUGUGAAUGAAACCGGUUAGAGUCAUCAGAGACUGAGGUGUCCAAAUCUAAGGCUUCCUUCCAGCUCUUGGUUCCUGUGACUCCCAAACCCUUAGGGUGGAGGUAAGAGCAGAGAUGGAAGAAGUACAAGAGGAGAGGAAACUGGCCUGUUGACCGCGGAGACUGGCUCACAAGCCCCCAAACUACUAGGGGUUUCGUACACACCUGUCAGCUCAGUGUACAACACUGGUCCUUUGGCCUCUCAGUGGGUCAGAGUCCACCUCUCCUGGUAGCCUGGCUAGGACUGAGACCCCGGAAUGGGGCCGUCUUCUCAACCAGCACGGCUCACACCAGAACUCAUCCUACCUGGGGCUCCCCAAAGGAGCCCGCUUCCUAUUCCAGCUCCACCUGGAAAGUAGAGCAGGAACAAGGAGAAAAGGACUGAGUGCUACAGGGAGACGAUGGCUCCUUCGGACCUUGGUUUGCCCGUCUGUGAAAUGGGUGAUUAGAUUAGACGGUCCCUGAGGCCCCUUCCGUGGCUGACAGGCAGCACCAAGAGCAUUAGCCAAUUAACCCAGUCCCCUCCCUAGAUUGAUUUUGGUAACUUCUACCUUUGAAACCAUUCAAAGAUGCCCCAUUCCUAGGACAGAAGCACAACCGUUCUGAACUGAUUGAAGCAUGGGCUCAACUCCAGUCUGCCCUUUGGCCUCUUGACCUGCCAUGGGGCUGAGGCCUCAGCCCCAAGCCAUGGCCAACCAGCCCUCCCCCAACCCACACCCCUCUGACAGAGCUCGCUAAGAACAGGACAGGAGAGAAAUCAGCCCUUCCUUCCCCUCUCUGGGCCUUCAUCUGCAAAAUGUGGGGGAAGCGAGGCUGAUCACGUGAGCGCCAAAGCCCUCUCCUUCAGGGGCCAUCCUUCUGGGACUCACCAAGCUCUUGGGGCCUGGGCCACGGCAGGCUGCCUGCGGAGGGGCUCCACUGGAGAUUCAGGCUGUCAUGUGAUAUUUGGUGGUGUGUGUUCUUGUGUGUUUGUUGGUUACAUGUGUCUUGAAAUUUAGAAUCAUUUCGCACAGAACUGUCGCUAUUUGUCGGGAAGCAAAACUGGGCUAGGAGAAGCCCAGUCCUAGGUUCUUGCCCUGUUACCAUUUAAAAUUGACAUUUAAUUUUUCAAAUCACUGUUGGUGCCUAAUCACUUAAGUUAUUAAUUUAUUCUGUUUUCUUUAAGAAAAAAAAUUUGUAACACGUAUUUAUCCUGUGAGUAGGUCUGGGGUUGGGGGGGAACAUGUUCAACUGGGUCCUGUUUUUGCUGUGGUGACACAUGGUACAGGCCUGGAGCUUACAGGUCCCUUUUUACUGUGGUGUUGGAGCAGGACAAUAAUAAAGUCCAUUAGAAGCAACCA
This is a messenger RNA of Equus caballus (horse), 6137 nucleotides long. RefSeq names its product GRB2 associated binding protein 2 (gene GAB2). Lineage: Eukaryota; Metazoa; Chordata; Mammalia; Perissodactyla; Equidae. Gene Ontology annotation, cellular component: cytoplasm. Gene Ontology annotation, biological process: signal transduction. The record is from RefSeq and is a predicted model, not a curated record. Gene Ontology annotation, molecular function: transmembrane receptor protein tyrosine kinase adaptor activity.